Molecule: messenger RNA, 3155 nt
Organism: Ooceraea biroi (clonal raider ant)
Lineage: Eukaryota; Metazoa; Arthropoda; Insecta; Hymenoptera; Formicidae
Product: cytochrome P450 6B7-like
Molecular function (GO): monooxygenase activity; iron ion binding; heme binding
Source: RefSeq, a predicted model, not a curated record
GAUGAAGAACUUUGAAUUAUAAUUACGCAUAAAGGAUACCGCUACGUAUCUUCAUCUUGUAAUGUCAUUCCUAACAUCAUUAUGAAUCAUAUAUUAACUUUUUAGCAAAAUACAUAAACAAUUUCUGCCGCAAGUAAUUAAAAUAUCUCUCUAGAACACGCUUCGCCUAUACCUUACGUCUUAAAAUUCGUAACUUUGACAUUGAAUAUCUCAACUUUGGUACCGGCACGGUUUUUACAACUGAGCAGGUGUAUAAAUAACACUAUUAAUAGCAUAUGGUCCAAAUUUCAAGUAAAUAUAUAGAAAAUUAAUUAGCCGAUGAACGUCCUUAAGUUUGACAGAAAGAAGAAAUUUAAUAUUGAAUUACAUUAUAAAGUACGUGAAGUCAUACAACAUUAUAUGUCGUUUAAAAUUAAAAGAUGAAAGAAAGUUAAUAUUGACUUAUUACAUUGUACAUUAUGAGUUACGUGAACUCGUGUAACAUGUAUUAUAAUAUAUAAUAUGUAUAUAAUUAUAUGUGCAUACAUAUUCGAAUACCAUGAAUUUGUCUGUCACUAUUCUUCUUUUAUAAUAUUAUAUUUUUUAUAAGUCAAUAUUCAUUGAAGACUUUGUCCAAUGCUACAAUUUGUAAUACAAAGAAAAUUUUAUCUACGAAUAUUAACUGUGUUAUUUACAUAGUAAAUACUUUAUUUCCACUUAUUUUGCAUAUAUAUAUGUAUAUAUAUGUAUAUAUGAGGAAAGAGCAAACAUAGUUACGCCAGACAGUUUAAUUUGUUUCGGUGCGAAAACAGAAAAGGAAUACAGAGAAGAAGAACAUAGAGAGUAUACUGUGAUCAUUCCUUCUGUAUUUGGUGAUAUAAAAAAGUGCAUAUAAGCAAAGUGUUAAUGGUGAUUUUAUUAGUAACAAAUUCACUUAAAACAUUUGCAGGCUAAUUCAGCAUAAUAUUCAUUUUCAUUUUACUAUUGUGUUUUUCUCGUAGUGUUCAUUUUAAUAUUGUGAUUUUCUCGAAAAGUCUCGAUAAGUUAAAUUAAGUUUAAUAGGCAUAAUAUAUAACACAGGUAAAAUCCUAGCUGACAAAAUCCUAGUAAAAUCUGUCGUAUAUUUAAAUGUCUGGAAAAGGCACUCACAUUAUUUACGGUUUUAGUGCCAAUCUAUAGUCAUACACAACUACUAUUAAUAGAUUGUAUUAGAUUUCUGUUAACAUUUUCGUAAGACAUUUCUGAUAGAUAUUCGGCAAAAGCUAUUUCGAUUAAUGUGAUUGCCUUAGAUACAGUUUAGAUGCUAAGCAGCUCUAUAGAGUACGUAUUUUCGAUUUGCUUUCUUGAAACUCUACAAGAUAUACUAAUUUCGCAAGAUGAUGUAAUGUUCCAGCAACUGCAAAGUUAAUCUCUUAUGUUUGUAUUCUGAUAAAAUUUGAUGUAACGUUACCAUAAGAUAUAUGUGAGAAAUUAUGUAUAUAUAGAUAUACAGAGUAUUUCUUAUCCACCGCCCAUUAUGCAUAUUGGAAAUUUGUAUCAAAAAGUCCUGAACUAUUUUUUUCCCGCGAUGUUUAAUGAAAGAUAUCUCUUUCAUUCUUAAGUGAAUUCCAACUAAUCAGCGCCGUAUUUCAGAAGUAUAAGCGUUUGUGAAUCACGUGCUUGGUAAUAUGUGUGGUAAUAUGCGGUCACACCAGGCAAUUAACUCACAAAUGUAUACAUGUAUUUCUGAAAGACAACGCUGAGUAGCUGGAAUUUAUUUAAGAAUAUUACUUUCAGAAAAUAUCGCAGAAAAAAUAUUAUUCAGGUCAUUUCGACACAACUUUCUAUAAGGAAAAACGCUAUACGUAGUAUGAGCGGUGGUUAAGAAACAUCCUGUAUAUUUCAUAUUCGUGCACUCGAUUUAUACAGAAUGGGAGUCUUCGAAAUACUAUGUGGAUUUGUCAUAUUCCUGUUUCUGCUUUAUCGCUAUUUGACCGCUACCUUUGAUUUUUGGAAAAAACGCGGUGUACCCGGGCCUGAUCCUGUGCUAUAUUUUGGCACGAUGAAAGACAUUAUACUAAAGAAAGAAUUUGCUGGCAUUCAUUGGAAACGUAUGUACGAUACAUAUGAAGACGCACAAUUCGUAGGAUUAUUCAACAUGAGAAAACCUGUAUUAUUAGUAAAAGAUCCGAAAUAUAUAAAGGAUAUCUUGAUGAAAGAUUCUUCGUUAUUUCCCACUCGAGGAUUUCCUUACAAUAUGCAUGCAGAACCGCUAUUACCAUUCCUUUUUUAUACGGAUGGAACAAUUGCACGUUUCUUGAGAGCAAAAGUGUCACCGACUUUCACACCCAACAAACUGAAAGAAAUGUCUUUUACAAUGCAUGAAUCUUUCACGCGGUUAUACAAUUAUGUGGAUUCAGUAAUAUCGAAGGACGAUUACAUGAACUGUAAUGAUGUGGCAGUCAGAUUGCUUUCCGACAUAAUUGGCAGAUGUCUCAUGGAUAUCGACGUGAAAACUUUAUCUAUGGAGACGAAUGAAUUAGACAUAAUUUCAAGUAAUGAUCAACUUCAAGUCAUUAAAGAGACUAAAGGGAUUCUUAAGAAAAUAUUCAUGAAGAUGUUACUGAGUCUAUCCAAUUUAGUUGGUUAUAAUUUGUUUCACAAUGAUAAAUACAUGGAGUUCUAUAAGAAUUUUGUCCACGACGUAGUGGAGCACAGAAAGAAACAUAAUAUCAUUAAACGUGAUUUGAUCAGUGUUCUCAUGGCAUUAAAGGAAAAUCCUGGACAAUUGGGUGAUGUAAUUGAUAUGACGGAUGAGUUUUUUUGUGCGGAAAUAUUUGCCAUAUUCACUGCUGGUUAUGAAUUAUCCUCCUCAGUACUAAUUAACGCGUUAUAUGAAUUAGCAUUGAAUCAGAAUGUCCAAGAUAAAUUACGGGACGAAAUACGAAACUUAUUUGCCGAAAAUGGAGAACUUACUUACGACACCAUAAAAUCAAUGUCAUAUUUACACGCAGUCUUUAAAGGUAAAUAUAGCAAAAUUGAAUUAUUCGAAUAUCUAUGUAGAAUUUUACCUACUCUUGCGUAAGGAAUAAGGAAAAACGUAUUCUUAUUUAUUAUAGCGUACACAUUAUUUUCGGAUAUAUCAUUGAUUUGUAAUGCUAAACUCUUUGUUUUAGAGACUACACGGAAAUAUCCGG